Fusarium oxysporum Fo47 is the source of this 4611-nucleotide messenger RNA. RefSeq lists its product as uncharacterized. Gene Ontology annotation, molecular function: ATP binding; ribonuclease III activity; RNA binding. The coding region runs from base 1 to 4503 and encodes 1500 amino acids. Gene Ontology annotation, biological process: siRNA processing. The record is from RefSeq and is a predicted model, not a curated record. Lineage: Eukaryota; Fungi; Ascomycota; Sordariomycetes; Hypocreales; Nectriaceae. The transcript has 4 exons. Gene Ontology annotation, cellular component: nucleus; cytoplasm; RISC complex.
AUGUCGGAUCACGAGUACAUCGACACUGAUGACGAAGACGAUCGAUAUCGCCUCAUCGUGAACCCGUCGAAGCCUCGAAAUAUCACGGAAAAGAAGCUCCGAGACCAAGCUGCUCUACAAGCGCACAUAGAAAAGACACAGAGAGAUGCCGCAAGGAGUGCCGCUCCUUUCAGCGAUCCUAGUAAACAGUCCCUCGCCCAGCUCAUGAACCAGAACGAGAGCCACAAGAUCAUCGCCUCGCCUCUAGAAUACCAGAUUGAACUGUUCGAGCGCGCUAAAGAGAGAAACCUCCUUGUGGUGUUGCCUACAGGUACUGGCAAAACACUCAUCUCCGCCUUGCUGCUACGACAUCACCUCGAACAAGAGCUGGAAGCUCGAGCCAUCGGAAAGCCCAAGAAAGUCGCCUUUUUCCUAGUAGAAAAGGUCGCCCUCUGUGUUCAGCAACAUGCAGUCCUCAGCUGCAACCUCGGGGCCCACCCUGUCACCAAGUUCGUAGGCCAUAUGAAAGGCAUGACGAAGACCAAAGAAUACUGGGAUGAGAAGUUUGGCGAAAACAUGGUUGUGGUCUGCACUGCUCAGAUCCUCCUCGACUGCCUCACUUGCGGCUUCAUCACCAUGUCCCGGAUAAAUCUUCUCAUAUUCGACGAAGCACACCACACAAAGAAGAAGCACCCGUACGCUCGAAUUAUGGAUGGGUAUUAUUGCAAACACGAAGGCGAAAAACCUCGCAUACUGGGAAUGACUGCUUCGCCUGUGGACGCGCGCACCAAGGACGUGAGAGACACUGCCCUGGAGCUUGAGAGGUCUCUUGACAGCCAGAUUGCAACGAUUUCGGAUGAGGUGCUGAUGGAAACCAUGCACCGAAAGAAGCAAACCGAAGAAACUGUCAACUACAGCAGGCCUGAAGCUCCCGAUGAUACAAAGACGCAUCUAUGGGAGCAGAUCUUUGCCCUAGUUUCUCGCAACGAACAGUUCAAGUUGUCGCUCGAAUUCACAAAAGAGGCCUCGUCAGUCCUCGGUACUUGGUGUGCGGACCGAUAUUGGGAGCUCGCAAUGACAGAUCUCGAGACUGAACGGCUCGCAGCCAGAACUAGUCGGGAAUUUGUUGGAGACAUUGCAGUAACAAGAGCAGAUCUAGCAACAGAGGCCGUCCGGCGUGUCCAGGACAUUGUUCAGGCUCACAAGUUCGGUGCAAUCGACCCAAAGGCCGAAGGGCUCUCGGCCAAGGUGAAAAGUCUCCAUGAGAUCUUGUCGCACGCUUUCACAAUGGAUGGCACCAAGCGUUGCAUUGUUUUUGUCGAGAAGCGAUACACAGCCCGUUUACUUUCGGAUCUCUAUAGCCAACCUUCCAUGAGGAUCCUAGGAAUGUCUGCUUCAUAUAUGGUUGGCUGUCAAUCAACCAAUUCGAGCUUCGGCACCAUGUCGUUUCGAGAACAAGUCCUGGCUCUCCACGAAUUCAAGCGCGGCAAUACCAACUGCCUUUUCACAACACCCGUUGCAGAAGAGGGCAUCGAUGUUCCAGAUUGCGACCUUGUUAUUCGUUUCGAUCUCUACAACUCCGUCAUACAAUAUUUGCAAUCCAAAGGACGCGCUCGACAAGCACGCUCUCGAUAUAUCACCAUGAUGGAGGAGGGAAAUUUGACACAUAUUCGAAGUGCGAAACAAGCAUUGAGAGAUUCACAAGCUCUGGAGAAGUUCUGUCUCUCUCUUUCUGCUGACCGAAAACUUCAUGAUGAUUUGAUAGACGAGGACAUGGAGAUGAUGGUUGAGCGCAUGCAGCAUCAAGUGUACAAGAUACCUUCGACGGGCGCACGCCUUACGUUUCCCGCCAGCCUUGAAAUCCUGGCCAGAUUUGUUUCUCACUUGUCAACUGACAGCUACGCCAAAGUUGAAUACCAAGUACAGAAGGUAGGCGAUCGAUAUCUAGCUGACGUGGUCAUGCCAUUACAGUCCCCGGUCAACUUUGUGAAGGGUACCCAACAGCGUAGCAAAUUGCUGGCCAAGUGUUCUGCAGCAUUUGAAGCCUGCAAGAUACUGAUCAGAGACAAACAUGUUGACGGCAAUCUUCAGCCGACAUUCAAGAAAAAGGUUCACGCUAUGCGGAACGCACGGCUAGCUGUGAGUUCACACAAGAAGGCUGACUACGACAUGCGAUUGCGGCCAGAGAUUUGGGCUGAACGAGGGGAGUGGACUGAAAGUUUUGCGACUACAAUCACCAUCAAAGACGGGGACGCCCUUAGGAAGGCAAUAGCCGGAGAGUCGUUGAUACUUCUCUCGCGCAAGCCGAUCCCGAAACUGCCAGGUGUUCCUCUAUUCUUUGGCAAUGGAAAUUCCUCUAUCGCUGAAUUGACGCCUAAUCAGGAUGCUCUUCAACUCAGUCCUGAAGAAGCUGACGGAUUGACCAAAUUCACUCAUCGGGUAUUCGCCGAUGUGUUCAGCAAAGAAUACGAUACCACGUCCGACCAAUAUCCAUACCUCCUCGCACCUUAUGCCGACAGUCCCCAAUCAGACACUGGAUCACAUAUUGAUUGGGAUGUUGUCAAUCUUGUGAGCAAGAAAGAGGUGCUCGAAUGGGAGAAUGCGCCAGAAGACUUCUUCGUCAACAAGCUUGUGACUGAUCCAUAUGAUGGAGGACGCAAGCUUGUCAUCAAAGGUAUCGACAAAACGAAGAAGCCAUCCGACCCAACACCCGAAGGAGUCCCCGAAUCAAGAAGCAGAGCUUAUAGGUCUGUGGAACCGACAAUCAUGCAAUACAGUAACAGUCUGUAUUAUAAAUCUCGCCAAAGGGUGAAGUGGCGAGAUGAUCAGCCUGUGGUCAAGGCAGAGCUUCUUUCCUUGAGACGAAACCUUCUGGAUGAGUUUGAAGUUGACGAGAAGGUCAACAUGGAGUGUUUCAUCAUUCUGGAGCCUCUCCAUGUGUCCCCUCUACCUAUCGAUGUGGUCUCUAUGGCCAUGGCAUUUCCAGCAAUCAUCCACCGAAUAGAUUCCGUCCUGAUUGUGUUGGAUGCAUGCAAUCUCCUUGACCUUGAAAUUCCACCAGAACUCGCACUGGAGGCCAUGACCAAAGAUAGCGACAACUCUGGGGAGCAUGACACAGAACAGAUCAAUUUCCAAACAGGCAUGGGCGACAACUAUGAACGGCUAGAGUUCCUCGGCGACUGUUUUCUCAAGAUGGCCACCACGAUCUCAAUCUACACACUGAUGCCUGACGGAAAUGAGUGCAAAUACCACGUUGAGCGCAUGCUUCUCAUUUGCAACCAAAACCUCUUCAAUCAUGCGGUUGAUCGCAAACUCCAAGAGUUCGUCCGAUCCAAGGCUUUUGACAGACGAACAUGGUACCCCGAUCUUCCACUCAGGAAAGGAAAGGCACCGAAAACUUCGAUGAAGCAUAAUCUGGCCGACAAGACGAUUGCAGACGUAUGUGAAGCUCUCAUUGGGGCAGCAUACCUCACAAGCAAGGCCAGCAACAUGGAUCUGGCUGUCAAAGCCGUGACACGAAUGACCAAGUCAAAGAACCACAGGAUGAAGGCUUUCAAAGAUUACUAUAAAGCCUACAAGGUGCCUGAGUGGCAGGAAGGUAAUGCGUCCGCCUCUCAACGCAGCCUUGUGCAAAAGGUGGCACAAGCUACAGGAUAUCGCUUCAAGUCUGCACAGCUUGUCCAGAGUGCAUUCAAACAUCCUUCGUGGCCAUAUGAGUCUGUCCCAGAUUAUCAGCGCCUCGAAUUUCUGGGCGAUUCACUUCUCGACAUGGCCAUCGUCGAUUAUCUCUAUCAAAACUUCCCCAGAGCAGACCCUCAGUGGCUGACGGAACACAAGAUGGCCAUGGUAUCGAAUCAGUUCCUUGGAUGCCUCUGCGUUAAGCUUGGUCUGCACCAACACCUACUCUCCAGCACAUCGAGUCUUCUCAGCCAAAUCCGCGAUUAUGUCGUCGAACUCGAAGUUGCUGAAGAAAAUGCUCGCAAGGAAGCGAAAGAAGAUGGGACUCCCAUGCGCAAGGACUUCUGGCUGAAGGUGGACUCGGCACCCAAGGUUUACGCCGAUGUGAUUGAAGCUCUUGUUGGAGCCAUGUUUGUCGAUACCAAGUACAAAUUUUCGGUCGUCGAGAAUUUCUUCACCAAGUUCAUCCAGCCAUAUUUCCAAGACAUGAGAUUAUACGACACUUUUGCGAACAAACACCCAGUCACUUUUCUCUCCAAGAAGAUGCAUCAGGAAUUUGGUUGCACAAACUGGCGCAUCAGCGCAGAGGCUGUACCAUGCAGUGCAGAUCAAGGCAUAGCGGCGCUGAAAGAUACCGAAAUGUGCGCUGUUUUCAUGGUGCAUCAAAAGGUUAUCGUGGAUGACACAUCUGAGAGUGGGAGGUAUUCUAAGCAGCGUGCCGCGACGAAAGCGCUCGAGAUACUUGAUUCGUUUGGUGAGGAUGUUGAGGCGGCGAAGAGGUUUUUGGGGUGUGAUUGUCAGCUUGGAGGAGGGGAUGUUGAGGUUGAUCAUGGAACAGCUGUUUGAGCUGAAGUCGGCACUAGAAUUGGAGGGCAUGUGUUUCAGAGACAUAAAGCGCUUCAUAGCGUUAGAAGCGUAGACAAAGAUCAUAGAGCAAUUAAAAUGUUGCGUUGA